GCGGAGAGCGAGGCCUGGUGAGCGCCGCCGUGGUGCGCGCCGGCUGGUCAAGGUUGUGCGCGGAAGAGGCGUAGCGGGCGGGCGGGCAAGGAGCGAGCGUCUCACCGUCGCAGUGGCACCGGGAGCGGUCGCCUGGAGCCGAAAUCAUGACCACACCAGGAAAAGAGAACUUUCGCCUGAAAAGUUACAAGAACAAAUCUCUGAAUCCUGAUGAGAUGCGCAGGAGGAGGGAGGAAGAGGGACUGCAGUUACGGAAGCAGAAGAGAGAGGAGCAGUUAUUCAAGAGAAGAAAUGUUGCUACAGCAGAAGAAGAAACAGAAGAAGAAGUUAUGUCAGAUGGUGGCUUUCAUGAGGCCCAGAUUAAUAACAUGGAGAUGGCACCAGGUGGGGUCAUUACCUCUGACAUGAUUGAGAUGAUAUUUUCAAAUAGCCCAGAGCAGCAGCUUUCUGCAACACAGAAAUUCAGGAAACUACUCUCAAAAGAACCUAAUCCUCCUAUUGAUGAAGUCAUCAACACACCAGGAGUAGUGGCCAGGUUUGUCGAGUUCCUCAAACGAAAAGAAAAUUGUACACUGCAGUUUGAAUCAGCCUGGGUCCUGACAAAUAUUGCUUCAGGAAAUUCUCUUCAGACCCGGAUUGUGAUUCAGGCAGGAGCGGUGCCUAUCUUCAUCGAGUUGCUUAGCUCAGAGUUUGAAGAUGUCCAGGAGCAGGCAGUCUGGGCUCUUGGCAACAUUGCUGGCGACAGUACCAUGUGCAGAGACUAUGUCUUAGACUGCAAUAUCCUCCCCCCUCUUCUGCAGUUAUUUUCAAAGCAGAAUCGCUUGACCAUGACCCGGAAUGCAGUAUGGGCUUUAUCUAAUCUCUGUAGAGGGAAGAGUCCACCUCCAGAAUUUGCUAAGGUUUCUCCCUGUCUGAAUGUCCUUUCUUGGUUGCUGUUUGUCAGUGACACUGAUGUACUGGCUGAUGCCUGCUGGGCCCUCUCCUACCUGUCAGAUGGACCCAAUGAUAAAAUUCAAGCAGUCAUUGAUGCAGGAGUAUGUAGGAGACUUGUGGAGCUUCUGAUGCAUAAUGAUUAUAAAGUGGUGUCUCCUGCUCUGCGAGCUGUGGGAAACAUUGUCACAGGAGAUGAUAUUCAGACACAGGUAAUUUUGAAUUGCUCAGCUCUUCAGAGUUUAUUACAUUUGCUGAGUAGCCCAAAGGAAUCUAUCAAAAAGGAAGCAUGUUGGACAAUAUCUAAUAUUACAGCUGGAAAUAGGGCACAGAUCCAGACUGUGAUAGAUGCUAACAUGUUCCCAGCUCUCAUUAGUAUAUUGCAAACUGCUGAGUUCCGGACAAGGAAAGAAGCUGCUUGGGCCAUCACAAAUGCAACUUCUGGAGGGUCAGCUGAGCAAAUCAAGUACCUAGUAGAACUGGGUUGUAUCAAGCCACUCUGUGAUCUCCUCACUGUCAUGGACUCAAAGAUUGUGCAAGUUGCCCUCAAUGGCUUGGAGAACAUCCUGAGGCUUGGAGAACAAGAAGCCAAAAGGAACGGCUCAGGCAUUAACCCUUACUGUGCUUUGAUUGAAGAAGCAUAUGGUCUGGAUAAAAUAGAGUUCUUGCAGAGUCAUGAAAACCAGGAGAUCUAUCAAAAGGCUUUUGAUCUUAUUGAGCAUUACUUUGGGACCGAAGAUGAGGACAGCAGCAUUACACCCCAGGUUGACCUUAGCCAGCAGCAGUACAUCUUCCAGCAGUGUGAGGCUCCUAUGGAAGGGUUCCAGCUUUGAAGCAAUCCUCUGCUUUCUUGUUCCUGUGUCAGACCAGGCUACCCAGUCAAGUCCUCUUGUGGAGCCCACAGUCCUCAUGGAGCUAAUUUCUCAAAUGUUUUCCAUAAUACUGUUUGCGCUCAUUUGCUUGCCUUGCGCACCUGCUCUCUUACACACAUCUGGAAAACCUCUGGCUCUCUGUGGUGGAAUACCCUUUUAUUACAGGGGUAACCAGAACGGCCCACUCUCUUAUGGAAAAAUCCCUAAGCUUUGGAGAUCCGCACUUAUAUUAGAGUCAUGGGAAUAUAUACACAUAUUAAUGUGGCUCCCUUUUUUGUGGGGGAAAAUAAGAGGACUCUUCCUCAUUCCGUAUAGUGGGGAAAAUGACAUUAAAAGAUAAAACUAAAACCUUUAUCUUGAAUUUUACACAACUGCUUGGACAAGGGAGAUACUUAGACUUGUGUGUACAUCAGAGUACUCUUCUCGAGUUCUUCCACAGUGAACCAACCUUUGGAGUACCGGGUGGCUUUUUUAGCCAAAUUUGCAUUAAUCCUUAUGAGAUGGGAUGGUUUUCUUUCCUCUAAUGGAGUCAUUCUUCAGAUAUUAAAGUUAAACCAUCCACUCCCUCACCUUCAGCCUUCAGUGAAUGUGCUUCUAGUUGUCAGGAAUGCUGAAGAAUUAAUACUUUGACUUUGAAAUGUGAUACUGGCUUGGCAGAUUCCCUUAAAGCAGAAAGAGAGGAGCACAGAUUAAUGUGUAUGGCUUCUGCUUCUCUUUGGUUUAUGUCUCUUAGGAUUUGGAAGUAGUUGAGUUUUAACACUGGUAUGAAGAUAAAAGUCCUUAGUAAAAUCAUGUUCUAAAAGUCAUUAAAGAGUCAGAAGAACACCAAACCCAUCACUUUUCUAAGCCAGUGUGACUAGAGGCUGUGUUUCUGCAUUACAAAAGAUACUCAGGCUUUGUGGUCCUGAUCAAGGUCCUGGUAAAUUGGAGUUCACCCUAGGUGCUUUUCCUCUUUGUGACUGGCAGAUAACACGUAUUUAAAUGUUACUUAGGGAUUUUUUUCCUUAGUCAAGUGCAGCUCGAUUCUAAUGUAUUCCUGCUGCAUACAUGAUCCUGCAGUGCAGCAUCCUUAUCUUUAAAAGCAUAACAGUCUCCUCAAUAUGACCUCUAGACUAAAAGGGCAGUGAACUUUUUCUAAUAACCUCAGUGUGUUCCCUGGUUUUAUUUCAUCUCCUACUAAUACCCUACCUCCCCAAGUAAAAACAGUGCCCACCUCCUGCUUAUUUAAUGAUGACUGUAAUGUACUUGCAAAUGGCGCUUCCAGUACUGUGUUCACUGAUCCACGUUUGUGCUUGGACUAGAAGGGGAAAAAACAACAAAAAAAGUUUAAUUGCCAAGAGAACUGCAAAUGAGUUCAAUGCGACUUCUCGGUGCUAGUUGGCCGUCUUGGCUCAAUGUUGGGACACACUAUCAGAGAAGAGCUUUUCUUGAUGAUAUUCUGUUCAAAAUGAAUUCUGAAGGAAAAGUUGCUCCCGUCUGUUUCAGAGCAUACCCUUUUAAAUCUCUUUAGACUACUCUUCUAGAAUUCAUUGUGACCCCAAAGUAUAAAAACUAUCUGGGAGUUGCCCCUGACAAGCUAUUGCACAUCUCUGGUGAAUCCUGCUGAAUGUAAGGGAUAUUCAGAACUUUCAUACCUCAUCAUGAUGUUAUUUAACAGCCAACUUACAUGACCCGAUUUACUUUGAAAAAUUAAUUUCAUUCAAACUAGAGACAAAGGACAUUUAUCAGCUAAGAGUGUGAUACAUUCUUGCCCUAGUCUUUAAUUGUGUCUGUGCUCUGGGAUGGAUACCGUCUGAUGUCUUGUAUUGAUGGAGCAGGCACUACAAAACUAGUCAACUCCCAUCUGUCCUGUUGUUUUCUAGUGCUGCUUUGUGCUGAGAGAACAUGUUAGUUUACUGAACUUGACCUGUACAAGACUGAUUUCUUUGUAAUUUUAGGGGAUAAAUUAGGUGGUUAAUUUAAAGAUGAACUUUCAAUGUUGCCUUUACAUCACAUUAAAAUAUCACUUCUUUCAGAAGGGUAAUAGAAGCACUGAUUCAUAGUAAAAAUCUUGUUUUUAGCUUUGACUUUUUUGUGGCUGUUUUUUUUUUUUUAAUUGUACAUUACUGGUAAUGUUAUUUCUGUAGAAUGUUUUAAAUUAUGUACCUUCUAUUGGAUAGUUAAAAACCUUGCAUCUUAUAAACGAGUUUGAAUGAAAAGAAAUACAAAGCACACAGAGUUGUCACCCCACCUUACCAAGAACAUACAGCUGGAACUUUUGUAGCAAUUUUCGGGUUACCCAGUGAGGUCAGAUCCAUUAACUAGUGCAAUCUGUUUUAUCUAAACCAGAAGAUUUAUCUUAAGCUUGACCCUAGAAGUUCAUGAACCUUAAAUAUUCCGAACUUUGUUUUUAUAGUAAAAUGAUUAAAUGUAAAGAUAGGAGUUGGCUAAAGUUAAACCCCAGCAAAUUCAGAUGUUCUGGAACUGAGUACUUUUUUUUUGUUUUUUAAUACAAGUGGAAUUUUAAGGGGUACUUGUAAGUCCUAUUUUUAGUCCUUCACCUGGCAAAGUCUUAUUGAUUUAGUUUAAUCUUUUGAAAAUUUUUAUCAGAAAGGUGUUACUUACUACAAAAGCAUGUUAGUAUUUAUAACACAAGAAAACUCUUAGGGUUUUUAGAUAGUGAUCAGGGCAAAGUGGCUUUGUUUUCUUUACCUUUCCCUGGAAGGAAAAGUCUUCCUUCAGACUUUUCAAGUAUGUAUUGUAUACUGAGAACUUUGGUUUAAAAAAGUUGCAUUCUGAGAAUUUGAGGUGUAGGUAUUUGGAACCUAAAGGACCAACAGGUAGAUAUGAUUGAAUGGAGAAAUAACCCAGAAAGUGCAGAUACUGGCUAGAAAGAGCAAGAUUAGGAGACGUAGUUCUCUGACACACUUCGUUCUUGUCACCAAUCAGCUAUUUUUCUAUUGCCCUCACAAUAGUCAGUCCCCUGCUGGAAACUGUUGCACUAGGGUUGUUUCUUCUGUGUACCAGACAAAGCUAUUGGACUCUGGGUGUUUUUCAGCCUUACUGUCCAUAAUAAAUAUGAAUUAUUCCAGUUGCUGCUGAUUAUGCCUAAGAAAACAUAUGUAAGUAUAAUUUGUCAACCAAACUCUUUGUUGUACAUGACUACCUACCGGCAACUUUGAUUGAUUUCUGUAGUGCUAAAUAAACAUUUCAGCUGUCUGACCCCAAGACGUGGGGCUGCAUUGUAAAACAGGUUUUUUGGGAUUUAUUUUAUCUCUGAUUAAUUUUGUGAAAAUUGUCACACCAACAAGCAAGUCAUUUUAGCUGUAUUUAGAGGCUAAAGCUUUUUACUUAAGUUGGAAAUUCUGUUUAGUAAUGUACAAUAAGAAAAAGGAGUUGCUUUUUGAGAAGGGUAUUGCUUCCUUUCAGGAUACAUACAUACAUAACUGUGUACUACCUCCUACAUUCAAAAAUUAUCUCAUUUGCAGUUUCAUUUUAACGUCUCAAAUUAGUAGGACCAUUUCCUUCUGUUUGAAGUAAACAGAUUGUCUGUCUGCAUGGUUGGGAAAUAUUUGGGUUACCUUUUCCCAUCAUCCAAAAUUAGUUAAAAGUAAUUGGAGAUCAGAUGUGACUAAGUGUAAUAUUGACUAUAAUAUAUAUAAUAUAACGAUGCUCUGUAAUAUUCUUUAUUGUUAGGAAAUGACAGGUUAUAAGAAUGAGUACUAAAACAUUAGAAUAAUGUUUAAUAAAGUAGAUAUUUAACUUUUUUGUUUUUGUUUUUUUGAGAUAGGGUUUCUUUGUGCAACAGUCCUAGAAUUCACUUUGUAGACCAAGCUGGCCUUGAACUCAGAGAUCCACUUGCCUCUGCCUCCCAAGUGCUAUGAUUAAAGGCCUGUGCCACCACCUGGCUUAUAUUUAACAUUUUUAAAAUAUUAAAUUGCUAGAGCUGGAGAGAUGGCUCUUCUGUUAAGAGAGGUACUUAUCUUAAACAGGACAGUAGUUUGGAUCCAGAGCCCUCUUCUGGUGUACAUGUGAUAUACAUGCAUACCUGUGAGCAAACACUCAACACAGAUAAAAACAAAUCUUGACUGGGUGGUGGCGGCGUACACACCUUUAAUUCCAUUACUUGGGUGGCAGAAGCAGGGGGAUCUCUUGAGUUUGAGGCCAGCGUGAUCUACAGAGCAAGUUCCAGGACAGCCAAGGCUACACAGAGGAACCCUGUCUUGAAAAACAAACAAACAAACAAAAAACCUUAAAAAUAAGCCGGGCGGUGGUGGCGCACGCCUUUAAUCCCAGCACUCGGGAGGCAGAGCCAGGCGGAUCUCUGUGAGUUCGAGGCCAGCCUGGGCUACCAAGUGAGUUCCAGGAAAGGCGCAAAGCUACACAGAGAAACCCUGUCUCGAAAAACCAAAAAAAAAAAAACCUUAAAAAUUUUCAAAGUAUCAAAUUACCGUUAGACAUAAUAUCAUCUGGAUGCUUGAGGUAAGAAAGAAUUAAGAAAUAUUAGUGGUGAAGAAAUUCUGUUUUCAGCUAAGAGUUGUCAGAAAUGUCUGUUUUCCUUUGGGUCAAAUAAAAGCAAGUCAUGUUAUUUAGUGUCUGUUGUAUGCAAGGUAAUUGGCUUUCCUUUAAUCAGUCUUCUAGUUGCUAUUUAAGAUGGAUAAUUAUCAAUAUAUGGCAAGAUCAAGACAAUGCAUUUCUUUGCUCCAUUGUCAUAAUUCUUAGAUGGUGGCUGUCCAAAGGAGAACUUCGCAAGUUCUGUUCUUCAUGGUCAUGCAACAUUUCUGUGCUCAGGAAGUCCUGUGCUAGAUUUUAGUAGUCAUCGGUGGGCAAUCCUUCUGUAUUGGAUCAUUCUUCCUAUCUGUUCCUCAUCGGCAAUACUUAAAAAUGGCUCUGUCUCAUAUAUCACAAUUGCUGUUAAUUUACAUAUUCAGAUAGAUGAAUUGACUCCCUUGUUCCCAAGCAUCUUUCACCUUCUGUAGUACUAAAAUUAUAUACAGCCAGACAAGUCUAACAGAGGUUUAAAAGAAAUUCAAAUGAUUGAUUGUCAGUUUAGUAACAUAGUGGCUAAACUCAUAGAACUUUUUUUUGUUCAAGUGAAAAUAUAGAAGGUACUGACAGGGAAAAGUUUGGGGUUGCAGAAUAAUUACUCUUAUAGUCAGCACCGUGGGUGUAACUUUAGCUCAGCCUACUAUUACUUAAAAGUAUAUUUUCCUGUAGACAUCUCCCUUUAUUUCACUUGUUGGACAUUUCCUACCUCAAAAUGUUUUGGUCAUCAUGUGCCCUUUCACAAGAGUGUUCCUACACUUGAUUUGGAAUGGCUGUUGAUUCUUUGUAUUUAAAUGCACUCUGCCGGGCCAUGGAUGAAUACUUUGCACAUAGUAAAUUUUCAAUAAAUAAUGUAUGAGGAAUAUC
Molecule: messenger RNA, 7193 nt
Organism: Peromyscus californicus insignis
Lineage: Eukaryota; Metazoa; Chordata; Mammalia; Rodentia; Cricetidae
Gene: Kpna1
Product: karyopherin subunit alpha 1
Exons: 14
Coding region: 147-1763 (538 amino acids)
Biological process (GO): NLS-bearing protein import into nucleus; postsynapse to nucleus signaling pathway
Cellular component (GO): cytoplasm; nucleus; nucleoplasm
Molecular function (GO): protein binding; nuclear import signal receptor activity
Source: RefSeq, a predicted model, not a curated record